AGUAAUGCGGAGCAAGCCGUGGCAAAUGUAACUCGGCCGACUCGAGGCUAUUUCGACCUCACUCAUUCCUUAAUUUCAAUGCUUUCUAGAUUUUUCAAUGAAAACUUGGUUUCAGUUGGUGUGUAGUGAACGGAAACUGAAAAAUUUUGAAAUGCGCCGAAAUGUCAAAGUGCUCGUCGUUUUAUCCGCGGCUUGGAUGUUUGUUGUUGUUUUUUAUCUACAAAAUAAUAGAGAAUUAAAGUCGCUGGGGAUAGCCUAUUCCCAUGCUGUAUGCAUAAAGUACAAUCUAGCCGCCGUUCUGCACCGGUGCCGACGCAACUACAAUAAGGUCCUGCGUCCGAACACCUCCAGUCAACAGAGGCUACGUGGAGCCGAAGUCCCUCCAAGACCUGAGGACGGCAACGGAGAUCCCUCGACGGACGCAAAAGAUAAGUAGCCCUCUUGCAGUCAGGCGUUAGCAAAGUGCUACUGAACAAAUUAGUUUCCUUGACAAUAAAUCUCUUUUGUUAAUAAUCUUCAAUUUCCUUUCUUCAGUAUAUUACAUAGCAAUAAUGUGUAUCUGAUUGAUUUACCAGGGUCAAUAAAUGAAUAUGUGAAGUUA
This is a messenger RNA of Diabrotica virgifera virgifera (western corn rootworm), 601 nucleotides long. RefSeq lists its product as uncharacterized. Bases 98 to 436 code for a protein of 112 amino acids. The record is from RefSeq and is a predicted model, not a curated record. The transcript has 2 exons. Lineage: Eukaryota; Metazoa; Arthropoda; Insecta; Coleoptera; Chrysomelidae.